Cetraspora pellucida is the source of this 483-nucleotide messenger RNA. NCBI's taxonomy places the organism in Eukaryota, Fungi, Glomeromycota, Glomeromycetes, Diversisporales, Gigasporaceae. The record is from the annotation of a GenBank genome assembly.
AUUGAAUUAGAUUCUAAGGUCAGUGAGCUUGAGCGUCUAAAAUCAGAGGAUAUUUCAAUAUCUGUGGUUGGUAAAGAUAGUGAAAAAAAUAUAUCAAAGUCUAGACCCGAAGGAAAAAUUAUAAACGAAGUUGAAAAAAUUAGCAUUGAUAUACCAACUCAUACCAAUAAUAAAAUUGUUCCAAUAUUAGAAUCUUCAAAAAUCGAUACUAAAGUUACUUCUAAGAUAAAGAAUAUGACUCCAAUUAGAUCUCAUAAUAUUACAAUAGAAAGGAGUGAGGAAUUACCUAUUAUAGCAUUAGAUACUAAUAUGACCACCUCUGGUAAUUUGUUUUCUGGAAUAUACUCACAGAGUAAGGGUACUAAUGUGCCUAAACUGACCAUGAACGAACAAAGUGAAGAAGCAGUGCUUCGAGUUUCCAACUCAUCUGAUAUACAAAAAAAUCAAAAGAAAGAACUAUUGCAGAACAAGCCCAAAGAGUGA